AACAAGGACAGUGAUGGGCUUAUUUUAGUGAGCUGAUGUUUGGGCUUAAUUAUAAUUGGCUUACAGAGAUAUCCCCCACGGACACAAACUAGUUGUGUUGUGUCUUAAAAAGUUAAAAUAAAAGAACGAAUCAAAUCUUUUCCAGUUUCGUCCGACGGAGAUCGAUUAACGGAGAAGUAAACAAACCCCUAGAUAUGGCGGAGAAGCUCGCACCGGAGAAGCGACAUGAUUUCGUUCAUAACGGGCAAAAGGUGUUUGAGUGGGAUCAAACCCUUGAAGAAGUGAACUUGUACAUAACUUUGCCGCCCAAUGUUCAUUCAAAGGCAUUCCACUGCAAAAUCCAGUCGAAACAUCUCGAAGUUGGCAUCAAAGGCAACCCUCCUUAUCUCAAUCACGAUCUUAGUGCUCCUGUGAAGACGGAUUGCUCGUUCUGGACACUAGAGGAUGAUAUAAUGCACAUUACCCUGCAGAAGAGGGAGAAAGGGCAGACAUGGGCAUCGCCGAUUCUUGGACAGGGUCAGUUGGAUCCUUACGCCACUGAUCUAGAGCAGAAGCGGCUCAUGCUGCAGAGGUUUCAAGAAGAGAACCCAGGAUUCGACUUUUCACAAGCUCAGUUCACGGGUAACUGUCCAGAUCCGAGUAGCUUCAUGGGUGGUAUUCGUUCUGACUAGUCCUCCCUCCCUACUCUUGGGAUUUUAUAACAAAAUGUCCCAUGGCUGAUAAAUAAACGGCCUUACUUUGACCCGCUUCUGUAAUCAUCUCUAAACUAUAUUUUCAUUCACUCACAUGAAUAAAUGCCUUGUUUCGUCUCUGUUUA
This is a messenger RNA of Brassica rapa (field mustard), 817 nucleotides long. Its product is annotated as nudC domain-containing protein 2. NCBI's taxonomy places the organism in Eukaryota, Viridiplantae, Streptophyta, Magnoliopsida, Brassicales, Brassicaceae. Gene Ontology annotation, biological process: protein folding. The record is from RefSeq and is a predicted model, not a curated record. Gene Ontology annotation, cellular component: cytoplasm.